AUGGACAAGAACACCAAUGAUGAACCCCAGGACAAUACCACAUAUGGAGUUAGCAACAGUGAUGACUUUAUUAUCACUAGUUUAUUGAAAAGCCCAGGUGGAAAAAAAUUCAUUGUGUCCAAAUUAAAAGAAUUAAUAUCUUCAUAUGAUGAAAAUACUAACUUGAAUAAAGCAAGAGGGGAAUCCACUGAAGAGAAAAGCAGCUCCGUUGCUACAUAUAACCAACAGAAGCAUGGAAAUUUUAAAGUGCCUAAAAAUGUGAACAUCAACUUUGCCGACUCCAGAUUUUUGAUGACCAAUUUGGAGAAUGUCAAUUCGUUUUACCUCUUCAUUAAGGAGCACGGAAAGGAAUACAAGACGCCAGAGGAGAUGCAACAAAGAUACCUCGCUUUUGCAGAAAAUUUGGCCAAGAUUAAGGCACACAACAGUAAGGAGAAUGUGUUGUACAAGAAGGGCACAAACCAAUACAGUGACAUAAGCUUUGAAGAGUUCCGAAAGAGCAUGCUGACUUUGCGAUUUGGCUUGACUAAAAAAAGCCCCACUUUACACCACGCGAGUAACUACGACGAUGCGAUAAACAAAUACAAACCAGCAGAUGCUGUGGUGGACAUGGAGAAGUAUGAUUGGAGAGAACAUAACGCAGUGAGCGAAAUAAAAAACCAAGACUUAUGUGGCUCAUGUUGGGCCUUUGGAGCUGCAGGAUCUAUAGAGUCCCAGUACGCCAUUCGAAAAAAUCAGCACAUAUUGAUAAGUGAGCAAGAAUUGGUCGACUGCUCUAAUAAGAACUUUGGUUGCUAUGGUGGCGUAACUGCUUUCGCCUUUGAAGACGUGAUCGAUUUAGGGUACCUGUGCUCGGAGAGUGAAUACCCCUACCUUGGAUUCAAAUCACGUAAAUGUGAAAUUAGGAAAUGCAAGGACAAGUAUACCAUCAAAAGUUAUGUUAAAAUUCCAGAGGACAAAUAUAAAGAGGCUAUUCAGUUCGUUGGACCUUUGACCUUGGAGGUCAGUGUCAAUGACGACUUCUACACUUACAAGGAGGGAAUCUUUACAUCUGAGUGCAUGGAAGAACCCAACCACGAGGUUAUGAUUGUUGGUUAUGGUAUGGAAGAAAUUUUCAACAGCGAAUUAAAUGCUAAUGUGAAACACUACUACUACAUUAUUAAGAAUUCAUGGGGUGAGAGCUGGGGUGAAAAUGGAUUCAUGAGAAUUGAGACGGACGAAUUGGGUUUAAAGAAAACCAACAACAUCAUGGAGGCAUAUGUCCCCCUGAUUGAGUAG
Molecule: messenger RNA, 1278 nt
Organism: Plasmodium fragile
Lineage: Eukaryota; Apicomplexa; Aconoidasida; Haemosporida; Plasmodiidae
Exons: 1
Coding region: 1-1278 (425 amino acids)
Cellular component (GO): lysosome
Molecular function (GO): cysteine-type endopeptidase activity
Source: RefSeq, a predicted model, not a curated record